AUGCUCCUCCAAAACGAGAGAACACCAGUAAAGUACGCGCCGCAAGAGGCCGCACAGGGCGCCGCCCUCGCCCCGGCCUCGCUGAAGCUGCAGUCCUCCGACGCCGAGAUCGAGCCCUUCACCUUCACAUUCGAGGUCGUCCGCCCGAACGUCUUCCGCACCACCUACUCCUCCGCCUCGCGCCCGAUCCCCCCCUUCGCCAGCGCCCAGCGCCCAAGCCCAGACUCCUGCCCCAAGGACGUCGCCUCAACAUCGGACAAGACCUCCCGCUCCUUCACCACCUCCGCCGCAAAGGCCUCCAUCGAGUGGUCCAACGCGCCCAUCCUGUCCAUCGACCUCAAGGAUGCCACCACCAAGAAACCCCUCCACCAGGACCUCCCCUUCCGCUCCUACUCCGCCGAUGGCGCCGGCGUCGCCCACUACUCCGUCUACAAGAAGGGCACCCUCCACGUCGGCCUCGGCGAGAAGGCCGCCCCCAUGGACCUCUCCGGCCGCGGCUUCACCAUCUCCGCCUCCGACACCUUCGGCUACGACGCCUACCGCACCGACCCGCUCUACAAGCACAUUCCCCUCCUCAUCAACGUCACCCAGGACGCCGGCGCCGUCGGCAUCUUCUCCACCGCCCACUCCCGCUCCACAUGGUCCAUCGGCUCCGAGCUCGACGGCAUGUGGGGCGCCUACAAGGUCCACCGCCAGGCCCACGGCGGCCUCGAGGAGUACAUCAUCGUCGGCCAGACCGUCGCCGACGUCGUCCGCUCCUACGCCGAGCUCGUCGGCUUCCCCCUGCGCGUGCCCCGCUACAUGAUGGGCUACAUCGGCGGCGGCAUGAAGUACAGCAUGGAGGACACCCCCCGCGCCCACGACUGCAUCAUGGGCUUCAUCGCAAACUGCGAGAAGCACGACAUCCCCUGCACCGCCUUCCAGAUGAGCUCCGGCUACACCGUCGCCGAGGUCGAGCCCAAGACCCGCAACGUCUUCACCUGGAACCGCCACCGCUUCCCCGACCCGCGCGCCUUCACCAAGGAGGCCCACGCCCACGGCGUCCGCCUGCUCGCCAACAUCAAGCCCUACGUCCUCGCCACCCACCCCGAGUACAAGAAGCUCUCCGAGGCCGGCGCCUUCUUCAAGGACCCCAAGACCGGCAGGACCGCCGUCACCCGCCUCUGGAGCGCCGGCGGCGGCGAGAGCGGCGAGGGCAGCCACAUCGACUUCACCAGCAACGCCGGCUACCAGUGGUGGUACGACGGCGUCGUCGGCCUCAAGAAGGUCGGCAUCGACGUCAUGUGGAACGACAACAACGAGUACACCGUCCCCGACGACCAGUGGCAGUGCGCCCUCGAGAAGACCGACCUCGUCCCCAUCCCCGCCGGCCUCGACCGCAAGGACGUCGGCAUCUGGGGCCGCGCCAUCCACACCGAGCUCAUGGGCAAGGCCUCCCACGACGCCACCAUCGAGGGCAAGCCCGACGAGCGGCCCCUCGUCCUCACCCGCAGCGCCACCGCCGGUACCAUGAAGUACUGCGGCAGCUCCUGGUCCGGCGACAACGUCACCGCCUGGGCGUCGAUGAAGGGCGGCAACUCCCUCGCCCUCAACGCCUCCUUCUCCCUCCUGCACUGCUACGGCCACGACAUCGGCGGCUUCGAGGGCCCGCAGCCUACGCCGGAACACCUCGUCCGCUGGAUCCAGCUCGGCGUGCACUCGCCCCGCUUCGCCAUCAACUGCUUCAAGACCUCGGACGAAGACAACCUCGUCGGCGGCGUCAUCGAGCCGUGGAUGUACCCCGCCGCCACCCCGACCAUCCGCGCCGCCGUCAAGCGCCGCUACGAGCUCGUGCCCUACACCUACUCCCUCAACCUGCGCGCGCACGCCACCGCGGUGCCGCCGCAGCGCUGGACCGGCUGGGGCUACGAGGCCGACCCGGAGGUGUGGACGCCCGCCGUCAAGGCCGGCGACACGCAGUACUGGUUCGGCGACACGCUCCUCAUCGGCGGCGUGUACGAGCCCGGCGCUGACUCCGCGAGGGUGUACCUCCCCAAGAAGGGCGUCGCCGCCCAGGAUUUCGGGUUCCUCAACACGAACGCGCCGUACGAGCACUUCGCCGCGGGCGAGUGGCACACCGUGCUCGCGCCGUGGUACGCCUCCAUCCCCGUCCUCGCGCGCAUCGGCGGCGCCGUGCCGGUGGGCAAACCCCUCCCGACAACGGCGGCGGCGGCCGAGGACCCGGAGUUCCCCGGCACGGCGAAGGACGACUGGCGCGGCGUGGAGAUCUUCCCGCCGCCCGUGCAGCGCGGCGACGGCACGGCGGAGAGCGUGUCCGACGAGAACGUCAAGGGCGUCGUGUUUGAGGAUGCGUGGUUUGAGGAUGAUGGUAUCAGCCGCGAGCAGCCUGCUGAAUACAAGUUCACCGUCACGUACGAGAUUGUCGGCGACGAGAUUAAGGUUGCGGUGCGGGGCGAGGUUUUCGCGGGCGACGGGGCGAAGUGGAAGCCGCUGUGGGCUGAGAAGGGCGUCGACGUGGUGUUGCCCGUGGGCGAGGAGAGGGGUGUAAGUGGUGCGACGGAGAAGGCGCUGGAUGCGAGGGGGAGGCGGGUGUGGAAUGUGGCGGUCAAGUGGGCUUAG
Messenger RNA from Colletotrichum chrysophilum, 2619 nucleotides. RefSeq lists its product as uncharacterized. Gene Ontology annotation, biological process: carbohydrate metabolic process. The transcript has a single exon. The record is from RefSeq and is a predicted model, not a curated record. Gene Ontology annotation, molecular function: hydrolase activity, hydrolyzing O-glycosyl compounds; carbohydrate binding. The coding region runs from base 1 to 2619 and encodes 872 amino acids. NCBI's taxonomy places the organism in Eukaryota, Fungi, Ascomycota, Sordariomycetes, Glomerellales, Glomerellaceae.